Molecule: messenger RNA, 6848 nt
Organism: Prinia subflava (tawny-flanked prinia)
Lineage: Eukaryota; Metazoa; Chordata; Aves; Passeriformes; Cisticolidae
Gene: NRG1
Product: neuregulin 1
Exons: 13
Coding region: 88-2142 (684 amino acids)
Biological process (GO): activation of transmembrane receptor protein tyrosine kinase activity; nervous system development; intracellular signal transduction
Molecular function (GO): protein tyrosine kinase activator activity; chemorepellent activity
Source: RefSeq, a predicted model, not a curated record
GAAAGGAAAAAAAAAAAGGCCCGAAGAGGAGUUUCUGAAAACUUCCAAGGAACUCGCGGCUGCAAGUCCCAGCGGCAGGCAAGAGCGAUGCUAGAGCCUCGGGCGCUCCGGGAGCCGACAGCGGCGGCGGUGGCGGCAGAGGGGGUGACCGCGGGGAUGGCGGAGGCAGCGGGGAGCGCGGUGCCGGCCGGAGCCGGGAUGGCCGAGAAGAAAAAAUCUGGCAACGGCAGGAAGGGCAGGAAAGGCAAGGGGGCCGGCAAGAAGCCCGCUCCGCCAGAGGAGGGCGAGGCGCCCAGGUCCACCACAGUGGUGCCCCUCAAAUUGAAGGAAAUGAAAAACCAAGAGGCUGCUGUGGGUCAGAAGCUAGUGCUCAGGUGUGAAACCACUUCAGAGUAUCCUGCGCUCAGAUUCAAAUGGUUAAAGAAUGGGAAGGAAAUAACCAAAAAAAACAGACCGGAAAAUAUCAAGAUCCCAAAAAAACAAAAGAAAUACUCUGAGCUUCACAUUUACAGAGCCACGUUGGCCGACGCUGGGGAAUAUGUAUGCAGAGUGAGCAGCAAGCUGGGAAAUGACAGUACUAAAGCCAGUGUUACCAUCACAGACACCAAUGAGAGUACCAGCAAGAUACCAGUAUCAACAGAAGUGACAAAAACUUCUUCACAACCCAUGCUUAGGAUACAAGCUUCAACAGAAGGAACAAACACUUCCUCCUCCACUUCCACAUCUACAACUGGGACAAGUCAUCUCACAAAAUGUGACAUAAAGCAGAAAGCCUUCUGUGUAAAUGGGGGAGAGUGUUACAUGGUUAAAGACCUCCCAAACCCCCCAAGAUACCUGUGCAGGUGCCCAAAUGAAUUUACUGGUGAUCGCUGCCAAAACUACGUAAUGGCCAGCUUCUACAAGCAUCUUGGGAUUGAAUUUAUGGAAGCUGAGGAACUGUACCAGAAACGGGUGCUGACCAUAACUGGCAUUUGCAUUGCUCUUCUAGUAGUUGGCAUCAUGUGUGUGGUGGCCUACUGCAAAACCAAGAAGCAGAGGAAAAAGUUGCACGACCGCCUUCGGCAGAGCCUGCGCUCGGAAAGGAACAACGUGAUGAACUUGGCCAACGGGCCGCACCACCCCAACCCGCCGCCAGAUAACGUCCAGCUCGUGAACCAGUACAUUUCGAAAAAUGUAAUCUCCAGUGAGCAUGUCAUUGAGCGAGAAACAGAGACCUCGUUUUCUACAAGUCAUUACACCUCAACAACACAUCACUCCGUGACAGUCACCCAGACAUCUAGCCACAGCUGGAGUAAUGGCCACACUGAAAGCAUCCUCUCUGAAAGCCACUCGGUGCUCGUCAGCUCCUCCAUGGAGAACAGCAGGCACGCCAGCCCGGCAGGGCCGCGGGGCCGGCUCAACGGUAUCGGCGGGCCACGGGAGGGCAACAGCUUCCUCCGGCAUGCCAGAGAGACCCCCGACUCCUACCGAGACUCUCCUCACAGUGAAAGGUAUGUCUCAGCUAUGACCACACCAGCUCGCAUGUCACCCGUUGAUUUUCACACUCCGACUUCUCCCAAGUCCCGCCCCUCCACAAUGUCACCACCAGCUUCCAGCUUGACCGUCUCCAUCCCUUCCGUGGCGGUGAGUCCCUUCAUAGAAGAGGAGCGACCGCUGCUCCUGGUGACUCCCCUGCAGCUGCACGAGAAGUAUGACCACCACCUUCAGCAAUUCAACUCCUUUCACCACAACGCCACCCAUGAGAGCAACAGCCUGCCACCAAGCCCUCUGCGGAUUGUGGAGGACGAGGAGUACGAGACCACACAGGAGUACGAACCAGCACAGGAGCCUCCAAAGAAACUCACCAACAGCCGGAGGGUCAAAAGAACAAAGCCCAACGGCCACAUUUCCAGCAGGGUGGAAGUGGACUCUGACACAAGCUCCGAGAGCAGCAGCUCUGAGACCGAAACCGAAGACGAGAGAAUAGGCGAGGAUACACCGUUUCUGAGCAUACCGAACCCCGGGGCAACCAGUCUGGAGCCAGCCGCCGCCUUCCGGCUGGCUGAAACCAGGACUAACCCGGCAAACCGCUUCUCCACCCCAGAGGAGUUACAAGCAAGGUUGUCCAGUGUGAUAGCUAACCAAGACCCUAUUGCUGUAUAAAACAUAAAACACAUAGAUUCACAUGUAAAACUUUAUUUUAUAUAAUGAAGUAUUCCACCUUUAAAUUAAACAAUUUAUUUUAUUUUAGCAAUUCCGCUGAUAGAAAACAGGAGAGGAAAAGAAACUUUUAUAAAUUAAAUAUACUAUGUACAAAUGUGUUAUGUGCCAUAUGUAGCAAUUUUUUACAGUAUUUCAAAAAUGGGGAAAGAUAUCAAUGGUGCCUUUAUGUUAUGUUAAUUUGAGAGCAAGUUUUGUACAGUUACAAUGAUGGCUGUCCCAUAGUAUUUUGCGAAACCUUUUAGCCCUCAGUUGUCCUAGCUUUUUUGUGCACUGCAUUUUAAUGAACUGGAUGUAUGAUUUGCAAGAAUUGCAGAAGUCCCUCUGGUCGCUUGCUGUAGAGUCUCCAAAUCAGAAAGCCCUGUAAUGGCACCCCCAUCCUACUCCACCAGGAAAACACACAUAUACACACAGAGUCAGAAAGAAAAAAAAAAAUUAAAAAAAAAAAAAAGAUAAAAAUGUAAAAAAAAAAAAUUCUUAUAUGAGAACUUUUAUUUGCUUUCGUGUAUGAGAUGAGUUUUGUCUGCUCUCUGCCAGCCAAAAGGUUUGCUUCUUUGAGCACUGGGAUAAUAGUAGAUCCAACAGCAUGCUACUAUUAAUUACAGCAGGAUAACAAAAAACGUACAAACAAAAAAAAAGCCAAUCUGCAUUAAAUAAUAUUACUUAUAGAAAGAAAGUAAUACUGUGAUUUUAAACCAAAUAUAUUAUUAAUCAGAGGUCAGCUUGUAAUCACUAGGAGCUGCCAUUUCAUUAUUUUCCAGAUAUUAAUUGUUCUAGUUAUCCCUUAGGAAAUGGGUUUAAGUUAGCUGAGGCUUUGAACCCAAUACUCUAUUUAAACAAAAAAAGAAAAAAAAAAGGAGAAAACAAAAAAAAAAAGAAGAAAAAAAAGAAAACAUUUAUAUUAUUUUAUGUUAAUGGGGCAAAUAUAAUAGAUAUCUGUAAUCAAGCAAGGAAGAGAUCUAGCUGGAAAACACAUGCCACUAAUAAAAGUGCAAUCAGUUUUCACCUCUAUUUCUUAAUGUUGAUUUCUAAUACAUGAUUUAUUCUUUUGUUUCUUCUUAAUGUUCUUCCCCUUUUUCUCUUCCUCAGAAGGAACCCUGACAAGCUUCUACCAAUACCUUGUUAGAGAUGCUGUUGGAAUAAGGCUUACUCUUGGACAUAGAAAGGCCUUUCAGGCAAGAACUUGAUUUGCUGAAUGGUUAAAAAGUGUAGGCACAUAGGAAGGACAAAGCAGAUGUAUGGACUUUAUUUCCACUCACCUUUAUCGACUCCUUUUCUUGGGCUGAGAGAGGCAAGGCUGAUGCAGAGCCCAUUUAUGAAGGCAAGCACACCGUGUGGGUUACAGCCCUAGUAACCCAUGUGUGAUUAUUUGAUACCAGUGUUUAUAUGGCCAGUGACAGUCUUGAAGUCAGUGACUAGUAAUGAACAAGGAUGCUGUCAGUGCUGGAGCAGAUGCAUCCAUGCAGACAGAAGCAAAUGGCCUCUUUUGCACUGAAUUCCUAUCAAUUUAGUCAGGGUCACUCUGCCUCUUCUAUACUUCUGAUUUUUUGUUGUGUGUUCAGUUGGCACAGCAUUGACUCAGGAUUGAUGUGGAAAACAAACGUUUUUCCUAGACUCUGGGGAUUCUGAAAAUGAGAACAUAUGUUUUGCAGGUAUUACUGAGCUCUAAAUAAGAGCCCUGUCAAGAGAAAAAGAAUUUCAGCCAAACUACACUCAUCCUUUGGGCCACAUUCUGGUCCUAGUUAAAUAAAGAGAAAUACAUCAAGAAAAAAUUGUGAGAUGCAAGCCUGAGGAACAAAAGUCCCAACUCAGUAAAUUGUUCAAGCAUAUGCUUAUGCUAAUCCCAGCAAAAGUUACCUUCAGCAUGUGCUAGACUCUCAUUGGCAUAUCCAGCACAUGCAAAACGUUAUGCAUGUGCCUAAAAGCUUUGCUGAACAAGGUGUCCUAUUGAUUUGAGACCUGGAACCAAAGUACAGCAAAAGAAGCUCUUUGCCAGGGUGACAAAAAUCAGUGAUUCCUCACUGUUUAAGUAACCAUUAAGUAACCAUUAGUAAGAACACAGGUGAGUCUACCUGACUUCUGCUGAACACCAAUUCAGCAGAAAAAGAACAAAAAGAAAAAGAAACUUAGUAUAGGAAACAAAGUUGUCCACUAGGAUGUUAGUGGUAGAACUAAAAGGCUAGGAAACUAGCACAGCUUUGGGCUAUGUGGUGGCUGAAAUGGCACUGCUUAUUUGAGAAAUCUAUGGGAGAUGGCAAAAUACAUACUGUCUGGACUUAAGUCCCCUUUGCCUUUUUUCCCUGGCUGGCAUGUACUUGAACACGCUUUGCCUUUGCAGACUGAAACAAAAGCUCUACAAAUUCUAGAUACCAUACUCUCAUUUUCAUCCCUUUAGUCAUGCCUAUUUUUCUGCAAUCCCAGGCAGCAGAAUAUCCACCUCUCCAGUAACUCUGAAACUCAGUAGUACAGGGGGCCAGGUGGGAUUUCCUAAUGAAGACCAUGAGUUUCCAAAGGAUUUGCACUGUUGAGUUUCAGUGGACACUUGAAUAUCUGUCCUUUCAGGAAGGCCUCUGACACUGCAAAGACCUUGCAGGACAGAUGAGACAAAAAAAGGAUGGCAGAGAAACAAGACAUUUGCCCCAAAAUCACUCAUUUUAGUGGCAGAAUAGAGAUUAUAACACAGGUCUUUUGUAAACUUUUCCAGUAUAUAUCAACCACAAGGCCAGCUCUUGUUGAAGUAUCUGUAAUAGCCCAGACAGAUUAAUUGGGAUGGAAAGGGAACAUGCUGUGAUGUUGAGUAGAUUAUUUGACUACUACCACUGUUAUUGUGGAGGGACAGUACAAAAUGAAGGAGCAAAUCAAUAUUUGGGAGCUGUACAUGUGAGAUUUAUUUGGUAUAGGUCUAGGGAAAAAUGUCACACCUCUUCUGUUGCAGUGCCUCAAAGUCAAAUUGCUGUGCAGUUCCUGCUCUUUCUCCCCCUCAGAACAUACACAGUGUGUUAUAGGGCAAGCAUGAACUUAGGCUGGAGACUUCACAUGGACCUAAGAACAAGAAAAUACAAUUGGGGAUAUGGCUGCCUAAGCCCUUAGAUCUUUGUGAAGAACCCAGCCUUAUGGCACAAUUCAUGCAGCAGUGAAUUUGGGAAUUGCCCUGGCUUGGCAGGCACAGAAGCAGGAGGAGGACUGGAGACCCUCACCUCUCAAAUUGUGUUUGUCACACCGUGAGGGUGCUUCACAUCAGUCAGGUCCACACCCAGAAGUCAGUGAGUCUACCUGGCCACAGGUGCUGCUGGCAGGCUGCAGCCAGUUCCUGCUGGCCAAGGGGCUGGAGGCUGCAGCAGCAUGGAGCAGAGCCAGCAAGUGCCUAUGGAAAAGGCCAGCUCCCCUGUUGGGGAUAUUUGCUUCAUUACCCAGACCUUCGAGCUAGGCAGUCCCAACACCCUUGAGCCAUCACUCUGUGAUGCUUGCCAGUUCUUUGGCUGAAAGUCAUGGCAAGAAGAAACAUACUUUGAAGAGGGGGGGAAAUAUUCCAGUGGUGGCAGAGUUAAGAUUGUCCUGGUUUAUUUCCAUUUAGUUGGAGCCAUGAGUUUUUCCUGUGUAUCUGUUUAUAUGCAGGAUGUAUUCCAAGAUAAAAGGCUUCUUUCAAGAGCAUAUAGCUAGAUUAUGUUGUGCACAACCUGGUACAGCCUGCCUAUUUAAGGGGUGUAAAUCAUUACAGCUCUGUAGAGGUUCUCAUGUAACAGAGAAAAGGCUACUCCCUCCUUUUUGCCCAGUUAUUCCCUUCAUUUCUUGAGCCACCCCAACAUACCCAGGUUUGAGAGAUCAAUCACUGCCUUUAUCAGGGAAACAGGAAAGCUCUUUCUUUCCAGUACUCAAAAACAACAAUGCUGCAUCUCCCUGCUUCUCGCACACACAUUGCUAGCAGUUUCCUGAGCAUCCAGGAUAGCAAACUGGUGUCUCCUCCAAGGACACACCUGGCAGCCUGUUGAGCACUUCUUGGCCCCUGCAGUGUGGCAACUUACCAUCACCUGGGACUUAUUUCUAGUAAAAAUCAAAAAUACACCUACAAAAAAAUGCUGCAGAGAAAGGCAGACAAAGAACAUGGCCAAUUAUCAUCAUUUGUAAUUCUCUAUUCUAUUGUAAAUAUGUCUUGUACAUAUGUGGAUGUUUUCAUUAUUUACUGUCUUUAUAGAUAUUGUGUUAAAUGGGACACUCUUAGUUUAUUGUGUAACACUGUAAAUAACAUAACGUCCUUUAUUAUUUAUGCAUAGGCAUCUAACAUGCAGAGAAAGUUAUCCUCAUAUUAUUUUAAGAUAUAUGUCAAAAAGAUGUUGCAUUUUUCCUUUUGCUUUGAAAAAAUUGUAAUAUAUCCUCUUUUUCCCCUCUUUUCCUUUAAAAAAUGAAUGCUAAUUUAUUGUUCAGGAGAGAAAGGGGAUGUAACUGAAAGGCAAACUGUUCAAAGAACAUGCUAUGGAAGCCACAAGCUACUGAUAAACUAAAGAAUUUAUUACCCCAAAUACAGCAAUAAGUAAUUAUUGAUUUAUUAAGGUUUUGUUAUUCAUUUUCAGUAAAAGAGGUGCUGGAUUAAAUUGUUUAUGUGUGGUCCUGGCCCAGCUGCUCAGCAGACUGUGUCAGGUCACUAGCUACCA